Molecule: messenger RNA, 780 nt
Organism: Diabrotica balteata
Lineage: Eukaryota; Metazoa; Arthropoda; Insecta; Coleoptera; Chrysomelidae
Source: the annotation of a GenBank genome assembly
UUUUAUUCAAUGUUUACCAUUAACUUUUAAAAAUGUUCUCAAAGAUAGUAUUAUUAAUAGCAGCUUCAUUGUGCGUUUCGUGCAGUGUGCAGGAUUCAGAUUUAACUCUGACUCUGUUUUACGAAGGAUUGUGUCCAGAUUGCCAUGUUUUUAUUCUGGAACAACUAUAUCCUGGAUACCAACAAUUGGGAGACAGCUUUAAACUAGAUUUAGUACCGUAUGGAUUUGAGAAUUAUGAAAAACAAGCCGAUGGAACAAUAAAGUAUACCUGUCAACAUGGAGAUAACGAAUGCUAUAUUAAUAGAAUACACGCUUGUGUUAUCGACCAAAAGCCAGUUCAAUCAGAUCUUAUAAACUUUUUGCAGUGCUAUUUACAUCAGGCUAGCGUAUAUAACAUUCCUGAAGAGCUGUUGGAUAUCGCAAAGGACUGCUCUGGAGGUACUAUUUCCUUUGAUGACCUUAAAGUUUGUGUAGAAGGAUCCCGUGCAGAUGAACUUUUGUUAUCAUACUCCGAGAGGCAAUCAGAAUUGACUCCCAAGCUAGCAUACGUACCACACAUACGGUUUAAUGGUGCUUAUGAUCCGGAUUUAGAAAAUGACGCAAACCAGGAUUUUGUUGGUACUAUUUGCAAAUUAUUAAAAGAUAAUAAACCCAAUGUUUGUGAAGCUCAGGGUGGAGACUUCUGAUCCAGAAAUGGUUAUUCUUAAACCGUAUUCCAUAUGAUUAAAAAUCACAUUUUAUAUAACAAUAGUUUUAAAUAAAUAAAUAUUAUUUAAUUAA